UCUUUUUCAACACACGCAACGCCGCCUCUUCAAAUCAAACCCUACUAACUUGAAGCUGAGAUAUACUAACGCUACAUAUAUUACUCAAUACGUAUUAGAAGCUAUUCAUCCCGCCAGCGGCGGAAGCAACAAAAAUGCAAUCCUUCCCCAAGGACAAGGACCCGAACCAGGACUCGAACUCCCCCGAACCCCCCAUCUACCUCCACGCCGAACUCCUCCCGCAUAUCCGACACAUCACGCUAUAUGUCUCCGUUCCUGAUCGCAUAGAGCUACAUUUGCACGAGGGAGUGCAGGAACCGGCCGUUGAAAUCUCGCUUUCGGAGUCCCGGCGUGCGGUUUCCGUGUCUGUGUCGGCCUCGUUAUUACAGGAUUGUAGCUCUGCUCCCGCGGAGACGGAGCCACAGGAUGGGACAAGGGUAGAGACGACAGAGACGAUGAAACUCCCCGCGCGCGUCACCGAGAGCGCGAGGUCAGUGCUUCGGUCGCUGAACUGGCGGGUCACCACUGGUUCCUCGAGGAGGCGGGAGGUCUCGUUUCGGAUGAUCGUUGAUGAUGAUGAUGGUGGCUCUGCCGGUGCUGCGUUGCUGGAUGAGGAGCUGGUCGGUGGGUUCGUGCCUUGGCGGGCUAUGGAUAUGCGGGCGGGAACGAGAGUGAGGUGUCGGCUUUGUGAGGUUGUGGUUCUUGAUCGGCCGGGGGGCUUUGAUCGGGGUCUUGGGAGUGGGAAGAGGGGGGAGGAGGAAGGUGAGGGGAUAAAAGGGUGGGUGUGGAAGGAUCUGCCCAGUGGGAAUUGGGCUGAGAUGAUGGACUUUUGGCAUUGUCAUAAGCCGGAUCCUGUGGAUGGUCGACAUGGUCAUGACGAUGGGGAUGGGAAUGAUGAUGAGGAGGGCAAUGGUCCUGGAGAUGGCGAGAAGGGGGAACAAGGUGCGAAGAGCCGACUCGAGGAUCCGAACGCCACGGUCAAAGGGUAUGGUGCUGCGAAUCAGGUUGUGGCUACCCUGGGUACGAUCCUCGUCGAUGUCGCGACCUUUCUGGUGGCGGAGGGCGAUUGGUUGAGGAUUCAGAAGGACCCGGAAUCGGACGGUAUCCGCUGUUGCAACUGCAAUGCACUCCUCGGCCAAGCCGAUCCCAUCGCCAACGGCUGGCGACUUUUCAAGACAGCCCUCUCUGCAUCUAUUCCUGCUGCUGCUGCUGCUGCUUCUACUACCCAGGCGGCUCCCCCCGACAACGACCAAUUAGAGUGGGAAACCCACUACGUCGAGGUCAUCAUCGCAGCACAGCUUCUGGAGCUGGUCGAACGCGAAAGCGCCCGCCGAUUCGUCGUUCAUUGUGGGCUCAAAUCCGGCUUGCUGAUAUGGGUCUUCAACCCAGAUAUGCGGUACUCCAACUCCAGCGCCGACCAUAGCAUCGCUGCUCGACGUGCUGUGAAGGUGUUCUUCCAGACGCUUGAUGAUGUCGAGCAAACGCUCCACCCGGAGGUCGGCAAGCCGUCCACUACGCUGGCGUUGGAGGAGCUGCGCUUGCCGGCUGAGACGUAUGGUGCUUUGAAGGAUGUGUUGGAGGAGAGGAAUGCCAUGUUGCCGGAGUCGGCGAGAGAGUUCAGGGAGUGGAGGGUGGGAAUAUUGCAUCGGUUGGAGCGGAGAGCGUGA
Molecule: messenger RNA, 1646 nt
Organism: Aspergillus homomorphus CBS 101889
Lineage: Eukaryota; Fungi; Ascomycota; Eurotiomycetes; Eurotiales; Aspergillaceae
Product: HECT-type E3 ubiquitin transferase
Exons: 3
Coding region: 135-1646 (503 amino acids)
Biological process (GO): protein monoubiquitination; protein autoubiquitination; proteasome-mediated ubiquitin-dependent protein catabolic process
Cellular component (GO): nucleus; cytosol; ubiquitin ligase complex
Molecular function (GO): ubiquitin protein ligase activity; ubiquitin conjugating enzyme binding; cyclin binding
Source: RefSeq, a predicted model, not a curated record